Messenger RNA from Drosophila hydei, 2569 nucleotides. It is a transcript of the gene Pif1, whose product is annotated as ATP-dependent DNA helicase PIF1. Gene Ontology annotation, biological process: telomere maintenance; DNA repair. Gene Ontology annotation, molecular function: DNA helicase activity. The record is from RefSeq and is a predicted model, not a curated record. Lineage: Eukaryota; Metazoa; Arthropoda; Insecta; Diptera; Drosophilidae. The transcript is spliced from 2 exons. Bases 85 to 2061 code for a protein of 658 amino acids.
UUUGGCGGGAGGUGUGCACACUCUUUUGCUUUGCGCUGGGAUUUGUAAAAGUUUCUUUAAAAAAUAUUUAAAAAUAAAUAAGUAAUGGAUCUUAACGAUGCCGUGCUAACAUGCGCGGUGAACAUACACUGGACGAAUGCUGUGGGCGUAACGGGUCGCAAGCUGGCCUACCGAACAGCAACAUUGCGUCUGGUGCGCAACGAUUUGCGUGAAAUGUUUCUUGAAGUGACGCCCGAGAAGCUAAAGCCACUCAAAUUCAAACUAAAGGACAUAAUGGUGCACAAGAAAUUCAUGGCGGAGGGUAAGGCAACGUUCAACUUUAAGGCGGAGCAGUGUGCUCUGUACCUGUCGAAUGCACCUCCCGGCACCUUGAUGAUAUUCCUGCGCACCAUUUUCAUCAAAAUGAACGGAGAGGCGACACCACAGGACGAGGCAGCCAUGCAAAAGAAGCUGCGCGAGCAUAUGUUAAGCACACGGCCCAGCACCUUUGAGGAGAUCUCUCCAGUGACCACAGCCGAAAUGGUUUUGGCGCGCAAAAAGGCGGGGCUUAUAACGCGUGGCAGUACAACGACGCCCUCGCCACAGGCAACCAAGAAGAGACGCUACGAUGAGCUGAAAGAGGACAAGAGUAGCGUGCCAGCUGCCAAAAAGCUAUAUCAGCCCUCGCCUUUGGCCAAGGCAGAGUCCGAGGAUUCGUUACGUCUUAGCGCAGAGCAAAUGGAAGUGCUGCGCGCCUGCACCGCGGGCAAAAACGUCUUCUUUACCGGCUCCGCGGGCACUGGAAAAAGUUUUUUGUUACGCAAAAUCAUCUCGGCAUUGCCACCAGAUGGCACCGUGGCCACAGCCUCCACGGGCGUGGCUGCUUGCCUAAUAGGUGGAACCACGCUGCACGCCUUUGCAGGUAUAGCUGGCGGCGAUGCCACCUUGCAACGUUGCCUAGAGCUGGCUGCAAGGCCUGUGGCAGCACAAACCUGGCGCAAAUGUAAGCGCCUGAUCAUUGACGAGAUCUCUAUGGUAGAUGGGCAGUAUUUCGAGAAAAUCGAGGCCGUUGCUCGUCAUGUGCGCCGCAACGAGCGUCCCUUUGGUGGCAUUCAGCUCAUACUAUGCGGCGACUUCUUGCAGCUGCCACCUGUUGUCAAAGGCGAAACAGGUGUGCAACGUUUCUGCUUUCAGUCGAGUGCUUGGGAGAGCUGCAUUCAAUGUGUCUACGAGUUGAAGCAAGUGCAUCGUCAAUCGGAUCCAGAGUUUGUGCAAAUACUCAAUCAUCUGCGCAUCGGACAUGUCAAUGAGAGCAUCUCAACGAGACUGGUCUCCACAUCCAAGCAGAAGAUCGAGGGCAAUGGCAUUUUGGCCACACAGCUCUGCUCGCACACAAACGAUGCGAACUCCAUAAACGAAUCGAAGCUGGAGAAUUUGAGUGGGGACAAAGUGCUCUUCCGUGCGGAAGAUUCGGAUGCAUAUAUGAGCAAGCAACUGGAUCAACAGGUGCAGGCGCCGGCUCAGCUCUACUUGAAAAUCAAUGCCCAGGUCAUGCUGCUCAAGAAUGUAAACAUAGCCAAUGGCUUGGUCAAUGGUGCACGCGGUGUCGUCGUACGCAUUGAGAAGGGCUUGCCGGUGGUGCGCUUCAAGAACAAUCAGGAGUACGUGUGCCGGCACGAGAAGUGGAUCAUCAAGACAGCCACAGGUGGACUGCUCACGCGUCGUCAGGUGCCGCUUAAGCUCGCUUGGGCUUUCUCAAUACACAAAAGUCAAGGAUUGACGCUUGACUGUGUGGAGAUGUCACUGUCCAAGGUCUUCGAGGCCGGACAGGCUUAUGUAGCGCUAUCCAGAGCUAAGUCUUUGCAGUCUGUGCGCAUACUCGACUUUGAUGCCAAACAGGUGUGGGCCAAUCCGCAGGUGUUACAGUUCUACAAGAACUUCCGCAGACGCUUGAUUGACACCAAUUUGAUACCACUCGGGCCCAAGAACAAGGACAAAAAGCCUGGCGAAAGGGAAGCCAACAGCGCUUUGGCUAAGCUCAAGAAGAGUUUGAUGAACAAGCCGCUCGUCUCAAUUAGCUAAGUUAAGUUAUAAAUUAAUAUAAGUUAAGCAAUUGUAAUUAGGACAAGGCUUUCCAUUUUGAGGCAGCCUGGCAAGCGUCUCAAAAUCCUAAUCCUUGGUAUAUAAAUUAUGGACGAGGCUAGUCUGGAAAUUAUGCGACCUUAACGUGUGAAUAUAGGAAGAGAGAUAGAUAGACAUGUUAGAGCCGUCCAUUUUUCACACUACUCUCGCAUAAUACAGCCGCAGUUCAUAAGACAAACCAAACCAAACCUAACUUUAGUUAAAACUCAAUCCUUACUUUUAGCUAUCAUUUCAUUGCAUUAGUAAUACUGCCUCAGUGCGUGAGGCUCUGCUUAAUUUAAACUUAUCCAAAAUGUGCAAAACGUUGGAAUACCCAAGAUUGAGUAAUACUGAGACUGUAAAACAAGAAAUUUAUAUAAAUUUGCUGUGUGGUACGUAUGCCAACUAUUUCAUUGCUAAUCAACUGAUCAUUUUAUAGAUUUAAAAACAUUUUAUAAAUAAAAAAAAA